This is a messenger RNA of Prorocentrum cordatum, 585 nucleotides long. The record is from the annotation of a GenBank genome assembly. Lineage: Eukaryota; Dinophyceae; Prorocentrales; Prorocentraceae.
GCGAAACCCCAGCGUCUGGACGACGGAGGCGGCAGCAGCGGCGAUGAUGGCGGCGACGGCAGCAGCAGCGGCGCCGCUGGCGGCAGCGGCGACGGCGCCGGCAAGCGGUGAGUGCAACGCUUGGGGCGAGCCACGUCCUGUGGCUCAGGCCGGGCGCGGACGGCAGCAGAGGGAUGCCCUGCCUCGCCGCGCCCGUCGGCGCUCGCGGCGCCCGGCGCGGGGGAUGCCCCGGCUCUCGAGCGACGCGUCGAGCUGGCUUCGACCAGCCGGCGGCGGCGGCGGCGGCGCGCCAGCAGAGGCCGCCGCGAGGGGGCACCGGCCGCGCCACCGGGGCGGCAGGGCGAGGCCGGCCGCGCCGAGCCUCGGCGGCGCGCCGGGCAGGGGCUCCGACGGCGGCCAGGUCGAGCCCUCGGUGUCCGGGAGCUCGGAGGCCAGCGCCCUCCCCGGCGCCCCGAGAGGGUCUGCGGGCGGCGAGGCGCCGGAGGGCUCGCAGUCGGCAGGCGCCAGCAGCGCGGCGCCGGGCGACGGCCUGAGGCACGACGGCUGCGGCUCCUGGGGCGCCUUCCCGCAUCCGGGCGGCUGGGA